AUGGCGGGUUUCGGCGGGCCAGCGCCCAGCCCGAUCGCCGCGCAGCCAGCGCUGGCGCGGGGCGCGGGGCUUCCGGGGGCCGGAAGAGCCGUGGCGGCAGCCGUGGCGGCAGCGGUGGCGGCCGCGGACUGCACGCGUGCCAUCGUGGACAGUCAGUCGUGCCCCAAGGAAGACAGGUACGAGGGCAUCGUUAACAACGAGCCUGUGUGCAUGAAGUGCCUCGACUGGAUCGUGACGCACUUCCCUGGAGUUGACGUCGACACCAUCGUGCAGCAGAAGACUGAGAGGACGGACGUGACGGAGUUCGUGGGAGACGAGUGCUCCAAGACCAGGACUGCGCAGGAGACCGCGAUGAUGCCCACCUGCGACGUGGUUGAUGGUGAUCUGGUCAAGGGUGAGAUGUAUGUGAAGGCAUGCGCGCUGACGUUCUGGCAGUUUACACAGGAGUACAAGAAGACCCCGAAGCAGCUCAACGCCCACGCGUGGAAGGUCCCCGCGAAGAACGACGUGGUCUACCUCGUUGAGCGCACGGACGAGUUCAAGAAGAAGUACCCUUCCGUGCGGAUUUCGUUAGCACGGUUCACCGAGGUGAACUCGCGCAGGGGCGUCCAAGGCUUGGGCGAGGUCCAGCAGAGCAUCAUCAUGAGGACGGCUGGCCUCGAUGAGUUCAUGAAGGACAAGGAUUCGGAGCCUGCGCGGUACGUCUGGAAGGACUUCCCCAUGCUGUGCGAUGAGACGCUUCGGGACCGCGCGGAGAAGAUCGACGAGAAAAAGAGGGCCUCGAAGCGUAAAGCCCCUGCUGACGGUCUUUUCAGGAGCGCCUCGGCCAGCGCCAUCAUCGACGCCGACGCCGUGUCGAACCCUCGCGGAGGCGAGCGUGGUGAUGGGGCCUCUGAAGAUGGUUGUGACAGCGCCAUGGGUGGUGGGAGCGAUGAGGAUGACAACCCUGAGGCCACUGGCGGCCACCCAUCGGCCAAGAAGGCGAAGGCCGAUCACCCAGAGGCCUCGCCGACCGACGACGUCGACAUCCCGAUCGCGAGGCCGCACGUCAUCGAGGCACCGAGCAAACCCGUCGUGGAGCAGAACCCGUACCAACCGAAGGAGGCCCAGUAUUGGAUCCACGAGCUCAACCUCCAGGUCGCCUUCGACGGCAGCAAGAUGGGCGUGCCGUUCUCGCAAGCUGAGCAGCACAAGAGCAAGUUCAGCACGUCCGACAGGAACAACCUCACCAUCAAGGUCGAUCUGUGCAGGUUUGCAGUUGAGAUUAACACUGUGAACUGUCACAACUUGACCGACGAUGACUUGGCAACCAAAUGGGAGGCGUUGAAAAAGGCGGGGGCCACGCUAACACUCAAAGCGUGGGUCGCCCUUGCGUGCCGUUUCGCUUCGAAUGGUUUCAAGCUGGCGGACCAGGGGCCUCCAGAACAGAUCAGCGAGAACCUGAAAGACGUCCUCCGCUACAUCAGCCUGUGGACGGAUCACCCAGAUGACGAGAUGAGCGUGUUGAAAGUGGAUCUGGCCAGGCUGCCCUUGCGCGAUCGCGCCUUGGCCCGCGCCUUCUGCGACAUGAUAUUUAAGGACAUGCUGCCCAAGUGGUUCCAGGGCGGACAAGACAAGAAGGAGUACGUGGUCGAGUUCGCAGCGGCAGCUCGCGCUGCUUGGGACAACAUCGGGGAGAAUGCAUGCCUGGGCAGCGUGUGCGCGUCGGUAUACACUCAGUCCGUGAACGUGACCGAUGCGCUGCAGGUUCUUGGCGGCGACACGUUCUUGAAGGUGGAUGUCGGAGCAGACGUAUGGCAGACGAUUCGCGACAUCGACUCGGCGUCAGCUCGGAACGAGAACGAUCCAGGCCCAUUUCAGAUCGUCGGCCAGGCCAUUAUGACGAACGAGUUCUGGAAACACCAGAAGAAGAUGUGGUUAAAGCGCAUCCCGAAGAUCGAGCAGCACGGCAAGGACAUGAAGAAUGCGUACAAGGAGAUGCAGCACAUGAAGGCGGAGCCCACGGAGGCGUGCGGGAAUGUCUUGUGCGGUCUAGCGGGCAACGCACUGCUUUGGGAGGCAGGGUUUCCAGACUACGGCGUGGGUGAGUUGAAGGAGCGUAUCUUGCCGCUGGCAUCGAAUGCGACAGAGAUCGUGCUUCGUGGUAUUGAGGAAGCAGGUGGUGGUUCUUCGGCUGAGAACCUUAGCACAAUCACAGCCUUUCAGUCGCUGCAAAAGAAGCUACUCUUGCUUUUCCCUGGUGAGGACAACAUCGUGCGCUUUGGUACGGCGUUGCACAAGGCGUCGAAGCCCAUCGACGUCAGCACGAAGAUGGACGCGCUCAGGCGCACCAUCCAGACGCUGAACGGGCAAGAGGGUGGAGCGCUUGAGUUGCUGAAGCACGCGACGGGCGCUGUCAAGGGUCGCGCGCUGCCUGAUGAUAUCCAGGAGCUGUUCGGGGAGAAGGCGGUCAAGAUCCAAACGAAUCUCAUCGGGGAGGUGGGCGUCGAGGAUGACCUUGAGAAAGACGGCUGCUUCUUGAGGGACGCGACAGUCGAGUUGUUCAGCGUGUUGGAGCUCAUGGGCGAGCAUAGCCCUGACAAGAGCAAGGAUAAUAUCAACAAGACCACUGGCCUCCUGAAAGCUGUGUUUAACACGGUGAACCAGGUGCUCAAUGUCAAUGACGUCGCUGCGUAUUUCGUGUCGGACACCCAGCCGCCGACUACCAAGACCAGGGCAGAUAUGGACAAGGCCAUGGCCGACCUCACCGCCAGUUACCACGAAGCAGUGGUUGCCGCCAAGAACUGCAAGCACCACUACAAGGAGAGCGAGCGCGUCAUGAAGAUGAGCAUGCAGCUGAUCGGCCACAGCAAGGACACCAUCACGGAGCAGGGAAGCAUCAAGCGGGACAGCAUCAAGGACUACAUCGACAGGGAUCGUGCGAGUUUGAAGUCCGACCUGGAUGGCAACGAGACCUUGACGAGGUUCAGCCGCGAGCUGGAGAGCCAGCAGGACGUAGAUGCUAUAGUGCAGCUCCACAACGACACGGUCACUGGCUUGGACGCGACAGGCUUCGAGACGCGUGCGAAGGCGGUGGAGGAUGGCCUCAAGCAGUAUUGCAGCACGUGCGACAUGUUCUACCUGGUGCGCGAUGAGAAGUACGAGAAGGCUGUGCUGGAUGAACUCAGCUAUAUUCGGCAGACCACGGCGACGGUCCGCAUGAUCGCGAUCUUCGCGGACGGCAAGACGAUGAAGGACAAGGUGAAGAUGCAGGGCCUCGCGAAGGGGAUCGCCACCGACCUGAAGGACUGGUCCAUGAAGCCAGACGGCUUCAACAAGGUGCUCAAGGAGAGGUACCAGCUCGCGCUGAAGCACAGCUAG
Prorocentrum cordatum is the source of this 3360-nucleotide messenger RNA. The record is from the annotation of a GenBank genome assembly. Lineage: Eukaryota; Dinophyceae; Prorocentrales; Prorocentraceae.